Molecule: messenger RNA, 1692 nt
Organism: Oncorhynchus mykiss (rainbow trout)
Lineage: Eukaryota; Metazoa; Chordata; Actinopteri; Salmoniformes; Salmonidae
Source: RefSeq, a predicted model, not a curated record
UCAGGUACCGGGGCAAAUGCAAUGCAUUUCCAGGCAUUCCUGUUGGAUGGACUGGUGAGGUGGAACGAGGACCGUGCGCAAGCAGCAGUGGAGGGAAAGAACAGGCAGCCCCUGCUCUGUUACAGUGGCCACCUGCAGCACAUCCUUAACCUUAGCAGCCAAAGGGUGCUUGGCAAGGAGCAGGUUAAGGACGACUCCAAGCCUAGCGAGUACACGGGGGAACUCCUCGGAGUGGAGUACCUGUACUCGCAGACUGGCAGAGUGCUGCAGGAUGUCAGCGCGGACCCUGACCUUCCGGAAGAGGCAGUCGCCGUCGAGCAGCUCGACGAGGAGGACGAGGGCUUUCAGGAGGAGGAUGUGGACCCGACAGUCCACAUCCCUCAUGUCCCUCCUUUGAGCGGCCCGUCCUCCAGCUCAGCGGCACCUCUGUCAGGGGAACCCGCUGACGCACCCAGGUCUGGGCCAACCAGUCCCACCGCCCCUGAAGACGGAACCUCUCCGGAGGCCCCUGAAGACGGAACCUCUCCGGAGGCCCCUGAAGACGGAACCUCUCCGGAGGCCCCUGAAGACGGAACCUCUCCUGAGGCCCCUGAAGACGGAACCUCUCCUGAGGCCCCUGAAGACGGAACCUCUCCGGAGGCCCCUGAAGACGGAACCUCUCCUGAGGCCCCUGGUCGACACGGUUCUCCUCACCCUGACCACUCCUCUGAUUCAGAGGGGGAGACGAAGGGCCCUGAUAAUCUGCCGGGCUACCAGCAUGUCUGUCGGCUUGCCAGGGGCUUGGUGGGGGUGAGGAACCGUCAGGGGCUGUCGGACCGCAGGGUAGACGGUCUGGUGGCGCUGUGGCUGGCGCUGCCGGACUUAGACAAGCCGCGCUUGAUCUACCCUGCCCGGCACCAGGAGAGGAUCGUUCAGGGGCGGUUCAAGGCAACGAAGGGGAAGUCGUCCAUUGUCCUAGGAAAAGACUCAGCGUCACCGCUCAGCCCCUCCCUGCAGCCCAGCCCCUCCGUGCAGCCAAGCCCCGCCCCUCCCUGCAGCCCCACCCCUCCCUGCAGCCCAGCCCCUCCCUGCAGCCAAGCCCCUCCCUCCACUACCAGCGGGAGGGAAUCCAGGCACUCUUCCCUUUCCCUACGCCGCCCCCACCAGUCCCACGCCAGACCACCCAGCAAGGAGGGCCCGCCCACGCGCCCAUUCUGCCAGCCCACCUGGAGCAACAAUCCCCCGCACUUCCCGGCCCCUCCCAAACCCUGCAAGCCCAAGGACCACAGACGGGCUCCUCUUUACCUCCUCCGGUGCCAAGGACAACGGCUUGGAGGAGGAAGAGGAUGGCGGAGGACAAAGAGGAGGGGACAUCUGGGAAGAGAAGGCAACGCGAGCAGUACGUCUGCUCCAAAUGUGGGUUGCCGAAGCGACGGGAGACGGGGCACAGCCGCUUCGGCGGCGUGGGGUUCUGCUCUGUUGCUGCGGGGGGUAAGACCGUGGCCCAGUGGCUGGAGGAAAUGAAGUACGCUAAGGGGAGAAGUGAAGGACGCUAAGGGGAGAAGUGAAGGACACUAAGGGGAGAAGUGAAGGACACUAAGGGGAGAGGUGAAGGACACUAAGGGGAGAGGUGAAGGACACUAAGGGGAGAGGUGAAGGACACUAAGGGGAGAGGUGAAGGACACUAAGGGGAGAGGUGAAGGACACUAAGGG